CUUCUCAGCCACGGUUUACCUCUCUCGCUAGCAGUUCCGUCAUCGCUCGCAAGAUGCAUAUCCAAUCGAUUCCUAUGUGGGUGGGGAGGAGCGACAACUACGCUUACCUCGUAGUUGACGACAAAUCCAAGGACGCCGUCAUCAUUGACCCCGCCCAUCCAGCCGAGGUCGCGCCGGUGCUGAAGAAAGCGAUCCAGAACGGUUCGAUCAAUCUCAAAGCCAUCGUCAAUACCCAUCAUCAUUGGGAUCAUGCCGGUGGAAACGAGGAGCUGAUUUCAGAGCUUGGGCAGCCCCUCGAGAUCAUCGGGGGAAAAGACUGCAAAAAGGUGUCAAGGACGCCAAAGCACGGCGAGACGUUUAACAUUGGCAGCAUCGCAGUCAAGGCGCUCCACACGCCCUGCCACACCCAGGACAGCAUUUGCUGGUUCAUGCAGGAUGGCGACGACAAGGUUGUGUUUACAGGAGAUACUCUCUUCCACGGAGGCUGCGGCAAGUUCUUCGAGGGCACGGGCGAGGAGAUGCACAAGGCGCUGAACGAGACUCUGGGCUCGCUCCCCGACGAUACCCGGGUCUUUCCCGGCCACGAGUACACCGCGGCCAACGCCAAGUUUGGCCUCUCGGUCCUCCCAAGCGGGCCGCUCAAGGCCCUGGAGGCUUUUGCCAAGGCCAACAAGGAGACCCAGGGCAAGUUCACUAUUGGCGACGAGAAGCAGCACAACGUGUUUAUGCGACCUCAGGACCCCGAAAUCCAAAAGGCCACGGGCGAGACCGAUCCGGUUGCCAUCAUGACCAAGCUGCGCGAGAUGAAGAACAACUUCAAGUGAGUAGUCGGCUGUCCCGGGGGCUGGUCAGGAAGCAUCCGAGUCGCUGGGGAACAAGUUGAUCUCACCCUUGACGACGAUCAGAGAGGCGGUCGUGCAGAAGCCCAACUUGUGAAAAGCAGACUACACCAUGACCUGUUGGGGGGACUUCAGAUGCAGGAAAAGCUAUGUUUUGCGAGUUUAAUGUCUUUACUCUCUCAUACCAUCAAGAACCGAGAGGAUCGAGACGCAGUGAACUGGCGGACGCGUCUUACGGAGACACGGGGUUUUCGAUAUUGCUUCACCGUCCACACUUGCGCGCCCUGGGAUUGUUCGAAGCGGCAAGCUCUAGCAUUAUAUGAAGCGUUCGGAGGUCGCUGGGCAGUCGAGGUACAUUACCCCAAGAGACGCACAUAUGCCACAGACUCGGGGCACCGGCACCAACCUACCUUUGAAGCCUCGCUUUCCUGCCUUCCGAAAACACAACGCCCACACAAACAGUAGAGCGGAGAGAAAGAGAUGAGGAAAGGAAGCGGGCCGCAUGUGGUGAGCAUGCAAAGUGGUACCGGGCCGUCGCAAGGCGUUGCCAAAUUUCGUGACGGAACAAAAAGAAAUUUUGGGCAGUGCAGCAGCGGUAUUUAAGCAAAAUCGUCACGUGCCCUGGCGCUCACUUGGCGAGGCGCCCC
Thermothelomyces thermophilus ATCC 42464 is the source of this 1486-nucleotide messenger RNA. RefSeq lists its product as uncharacterized. The record is from RefSeq and is a predicted model, not a curated record. Gene Ontology annotation, molecular function: hydroxyacylglutathione hydrolase activity. The transcript is spliced from 10 exons. Lineage: Eukaryota; Fungi; Ascomycota; Sordariomycetes; Sordariales; Chaetomiaceae. Bases 54 to 824 code for a protein of 256 amino acids.